CACACUUCUACAUCUUCUCCAUCAUGCCCGGCACUUCCUUCAGUUACGACUUCAGCUCCAAGGUCUACACCGGAAAGACCUCUUUCAAGACCGGUGUCUUUAUCAACAACGAGUUCCGGGAUGGCUCUGAGGGCACGACCAUCGACAUCAUGAACCCUGUGACGGGUGGGGUCCUGACUCAGAUCUCUGAGGGUACUGCCCAGGAUGUCGACACCGCUGUGCAGGCAGCGAAGGCAGCGUUGGCGACGACUUGGGGCCUGAAGUGCCCUGGUGCCAAGCGUUCGCUCCUGAUGAACAAGCUCGCGAACUUGAUGGAGGAGCACCACGAUGAGCUUUCUGCUCUCGAGGCCGUUGACGUCGGAAAGACGUUCAACUGGGCUAAAAACGCGGAUGUCGCUGCGGCGAUCGCGACGAUCCGGUACUACGCCGGGUGGGCAGACAAGAUCCUGGGCCAGGUGAUCGAGACGACGGAGGCGAAGCUGGCGUACACGCGCCACGAGCCGAUUGGUGUCGUCGGGCAGAUCCUGCCAUGGAACUUUCCUCUCCUGAUCAUGUGCUGGAAGCUGGGCCCUGCUCUUGCGACGGGUAACACGGCUGUGAUCAAGCCUGCUGAGGUGGCGCCGCUGUCGUGCAUCCGGAUGUGCGAGCUGAUUGUCGAGGCUGGGUUCCCUGCUGGUGUUGUGAACAUGGUGACUGGCUACGGCCACACCGUUGGCACUGCGAUCACGGCGCACAAUGGGAUUGAGAUGGUGUCGUUCACUGGAUCGACGUUCACGGGUGGCAAGGUGAUGGAGAAUGCUGCGAACAGCAACAUCAAGGACGUGACUCUCGAGCUCGGUGGCAAGGGACCGUGCAUUGUCCUCGAGGAUGCCGACAUCGACAAGGCUGCGAACUGGGCCGCAUUCGGUGUCUUCUGGAGUCAGGGCCAGGUCUGCUGUGCUGGGUCGCGUAUCUUCGUGCAGGAGAGCAUCUACGAGAAGUUCAUCGCACGGUUCACGCAGGUGGUGCGGUCGAUCAAGGCUGGUGAUCCGUUCGGCGAGUCGAUCUGGCACGGACCUCAGGCUUCGCAGCAGCACUUUGACCGCAUCAUGGGCUACAUCCAGUCUGGCAAGGACGAGGGUGCGACGGUCGCCGUCGGUGGCAACCGGAUCGGCACUGAAGGCUACUUCAUCGAGCCCACCGUGUUCACGGACGUCAACCCUAACAUGCGGGUGGUCAAGGAGGAGAUCUUCGGUCCCGUCGCUGUUGUGCUGAAGUUCAAGGACCAGGCGGACGCGAUCCGUCAGGGCAACGACACGGAGUAUGGUCUGUCGGCGGCGAUCUUCUCGGAGAACAUCACGAAGGCGAUUGAGACUGCGCACCAGAUGCAGGCGGGUAUGACGUUCAUCAACUGCAAUGUGUCGCCUGAGUGCCAGGUGCCAUUCGGUGGUAUCAAGAAAAGUGGUAUUGGUCGUGAGCUUGGCGAGUACGCCCUCCGCAGCUACUACACUGUGAAGGCCGUGCACGUCAACCUCGGCCUUGAGAUGAACAUCGGCUAAGCGAUGUGUGCGGCAUUGUUUCAUGUUUAUUGGGAUCUCGUAGUAUUAGAUGAAGACAUAGAACCGCAUAACUUGUAUUUAUCACCCACAUUCGAAUCGAACAGGCACUGUUCAAAACAUCAUUCAAC
Coniophora puteana RWD-64-598 SS2 is the source of this 1666-nucleotide messenger RNA. RefSeq names its product aldehyde dehydrogenase. Bases 24 to 1538 code for a protein of 504 amino acids. Lineage: Eukaryota; Fungi; Basidiomycota; Agaricomycetes; Boletales; Coniophoraceae. The record is from RefSeq and is a predicted model, not a curated record. Gene Ontology annotation, molecular function: aldehyde dehydrogenase (NAD+) activity. The transcript is spliced from 6 exons.